Zootoca vivipara (common lizard) is the source of this 4117-nucleotide messenger RNA. RefSeq names its product autophagy related 13 (gene ATG13). NCBI's taxonomy places the organism in Eukaryota, Metazoa, Chordata, Lepidosauria, Squamata, Lacertidae. Gene Ontology annotation, biological process: autophagosome assembly; protein localization to phagophore assembly site; mitophagy. Gene Ontology annotation, cellular component: cytosol; phagophore assembly site; Atg1/ULK1 kinase complex. The record is from RefSeq and is a predicted model, not a curated record.
AGCAGCAAUGGCGGCGGCUGCUGCUGCUGCAGGAGGAGUCUGCUGCCGUGAGGGACAUCCUGGAUGUGUAACCUGUGACGACGGGCAGGUCGGCUCGUAGGGCCGGCAGGCUGAGCGACUUCUCCUCGAAAGCCGGCGCCGGUUCCUCAGAGGCUUCCUCGAAGGGGCGGCGCAAGCGGAGACUUUACUCGUACGCGGGCCAGCCAGCCUCGGGCAUUCCCAGCCCCUUCCCUGGGCUGGACCAAGCGCUGGGCAGCGGCGAGUGGAGGCCGGAUAUUGGUCACCCGCCUCGGGGCCAAAGGUCCCAACAGCCCUUCUCUCCGGCAGGCGCUGUUUUCCCGGCAGGCUUGAGCUACGAAACUACGCACCCCCCCACCCCCCGCCAUAUUCCCAGACGGGGCUAAGGAAAGCCUUGUCCCGCGCGGGAAUUGGGCAGCGGAGCCGAGCGCGAAAGGUGUGCUAGGAAGAAGGGAGACGAGAACCGGGCGGCCCUCAAGUCUGCGGGGCCGGAGGGGUCUUGGUGCUGCGAUCCCCCAUUGGGGUUCCUGAGGUGGCCCCAGCAAAGGACGUUCACUGCCACGUCUCCUCUUCCACGAACUGAAAACCGAGGAAAGAAGCCACAGGAGGCGGCGAGGGCGGUACCUUCCAGCCCUUCAAGGAUUUCGGAGAGGCCCACUGGGUCUGACCAUGAGGAGGGGCUAGGAUAGCCUCCGGGCUUGUCCCCGGAAUGAGACCCCGAGCCGUCACCUCAGCCUUCUCCCCGCAGAUUUCCAUAUGCAAUGGACACUGAUCUCAGCUCCCAGGACAGGAAGGACCUGGACAAAUUCAUCAAAUUUUUUGCCCUGAAGACUGUACAAGUGAUUGUCCAGGCCCGACUUGGUGAAAAAAUCUGUACUCGAUCAUCAUCCUCGCCAACAGGCUCUGACUGGUUCAACUUGGCAAUCAAAGAUAUCCCAGAAGUUACCCAUGAAGCAAAAAAAGCCUUGGCAGGACAGCUGCCUGCUGUUGGGCGGUCAAUGUGUGUGGAAAUCUCUCUCAAAACCUCUGAGGGGGAUUCCAUGGAAUUGGAAAUUUGGUGUUUGGAAAUGAAUGAAAAGUGUGAUAAAGAAAUCAAAGUUUCCUACACUGUGUACAACAGACUGUCUCUAUUACUGAAGUCUUUACUUGCUAUAACAAGGGUGACUCCCGCCUACAGACUCUCUAGGAAACAAGGUCAUGAAUAUGUAAUAUUGUACAGGAUAUACUUUGGAGAAGUUCAGCUGAGUGGUUUGGGAGAAGGAUUUCAAACCGUCCGUGUUGGGACAGUGGGUACUCCAUUAGGCACCAUCACUUUGUCCUGUGCCUACAGAAUCAACCUAGCUUUCAUGUCUACCAGGCAGUUUGAGAGGACCCCACCUAUCAUGGGGAUUAUCAUUGAUCACUUUGUGGACCGUCCCUACCCCAGCUCCUCACCCAUGCAUCCCUGCAAUUACAGAACAGCUGGUGAGGAAAACGCUUACCCAUCAGUGGAAGAUUCUCAAGAAGCCUGCACCACCUCUUUUUCUACUUCUCCACCAUCACAGUGUGUAUUUACUGUCACUAAAGCACAUUUUCAGACCCCUCCUCCUGUCGUGACGGAUACAUUGAAGGGCCCUUUGAUGGGGCUGACCUUUUCACAUCAACUCUCCAGCUCUCGUCUUUCUUAUCAGCCUGCAGCUCUGGGAGUUGGAUCAGCUGACCUGGCCUACCCAGUAGUCUUUGCUGGCGGCUUGAGUGCUGCACAUCCUCACCAGUUGAUUGUUCCAGGGAAGGAUGGAGGAGUGGCCUUGAUUCCUAGCCAACCAGUUCAUGGCACUCAGGCUGAUCAUGAGAGAAUGGCAACAUGCACCCCUUUGGAUGGGGGUCACUACUCUGCAGUUACUCCAACUAGCAGUGAGGACAUAGAAACUGUAUCUAACAGCAGUGAAGGAAAGAGUGGGUCCCCACAUGAUGUCUGGGAGACAAUAUUUGUGCGGAAGGUGGGAGCCUUUGUCAAUAAACCUAUCAACCAGGUGACCAUGGCCAGUUUGGACAUUCCUUUUUCUAUGUUUGCUCCCAAGAACAUUGAGCCAGAAGAUAAUGACCCCAUGGUGAAUCCUCCUGACUCUCCAGAAAUAGAGUCUCCCCUCCAGGGCAGCCUACACUCAGUGGGCUCCAGUGGCAGCAGCAAUGGGAACAUCCAUGACGAUUUUGUUAUGGUUGAUUUUAAACCAGCAUUUUCUAAGGAUGACAUCCUCCCAAUAGACCUUGGAACAUUCUACCGUGAAUUUCAGAAUCCUCCUCAGCUCAGCAGCCUCUCCAUUGACAUUGGAGCUCAGUCCAUGGCAGAAGAUCUGGAUUCUCUACCAGAUAAACUGGCUGUCCAUGAGAAAAAUGUCAAAGAAUUUGAUGCCUUUGUAGAGACCUUACAGUAAAGCAGCUUAUUCUACAGCAGCAUUGAACUUUUUAGACACCCUGGAAAAGGAAGCCCAUGCAUUCUGCCUUUCUUCUCUUAGUGUCUUGUUCUAUCCCCAUCCCCCAAUUUCGUAGGCACUAUUGCUUUGCUCUGUCAGGUGCAGAAACAGUGGUCUGUAUCUCUUUGAACUAGUCCUUGGGAAGGGUGUGACUUGCUUUCCUACCAGUGUGAGGUUCGUAUUGAAUACAGUGCAUUAGGAAACAAGAUCAAGGCCAGUUCUUCUUCCCUUUUCUCAUGUGUUGAGAGAAACCGAUGCUUCUUCCUCCCUCAACAGGGCUCUACAAUCUGGUUUCCAGGGGACAGUCUUUUUCCCUGCAUCUGCAGUAACGCCAAGCAGAAAUAACUCUGACUAAAUGUAACUGUCUUGUGAGCACUGUAGAUUCUGCUAGUGUAGUUCAAACACUGGCUUGCCUUCAGCAAGUGCAGCUAAAACGUAAGGGCAAGGGGCUGUUUUUCACCAGUGGUGCCCUAAACAAAGCAAACACAAUGUUGCACAUCUGUGUGUGGAAGCAAGAAUUGAGGGGCCUGACCUGAUUGCCUAGUGCAGUUUCAAAGUAAACCACAGAUGCUAAAAUAAUUGGUUUUUUGUAUAUUACCUGCCAAUACGGUGUGUUUCAAUAUAUUGCCUCCCCAAGACCACAAGCAUGGUCUGUGGCAUUUGGAGAAGAUCCAGAGUUUGUAGGCUGUGUUUACAGUCAGCAGUUGUAAAUAUGAAUUGGGAAUCCUAAUUCUCUAGGGUUAUUUAAUUUGGGGUGGGGGGGGUCUUUAGUCCAAAGUUCUUUCCUCUAUUCCCCUCAAAUGUUGCUGCUCUAUCAUAAAAUAAGAAAUAUUUAUUACUCUAAAGGAAACCUAUAUUUAAAAAAAUGUAUGUGGAUGUUUUCCCUUUGUAAAGUAGCCAUAUAGGUUGCUUUGUCCUUUGUCACUGCAAGUAUGUUGUUCCAAACAGCUCUGUCAUUUCCCCCACUCCCUUUUGCAGGGUAAACUAUAAUACUUAUUUUCAGAAACAGACAUGGUUAUGCUUUGAAAGUGAUCUCUUCUGGUGACUCGAUUUCCAUUCUGCCCUGUUGGGUCUGUGGAUGUCAUAAAUAAAAAUGCACAUGUUGAUGCUAUGGACUGGUAGAAAGUUUCUAAAAUGAUUGUCUCCGACAGGCUUAUACAUUCGUUGUGAUCUGCACUUAGUUAGAAAGUAGCUUUUUCAGACAAGCACAUUUUAAAGAAGUUUGUGGUACUUGUUUUAAUUGAUGGGGUUUUGAUUGGCUAAAAGUUUAUUUUUGUAAUGACUUAGCCAUUAAGCAGUGUGGUUGGCUGACAUUGCUAUGUGUUUGAUCUGUCUGCUCUGUUCUUCACCAAAUAUGGGGUAGGAAAAACAACACUAAGCAUCAGCUCAGGGAUAAGUUAGACUCUGGGCACAACUCCUUUCUUAUUUUUCACUAGAAACCAGGCUGAGAAUGCAAUCCUGUGCAAACUUUCUUGCGAGUAAAUCCCAUUAAACUGUGGAAGUUAAUUCUGAGGAAACAUGCUCAGGAUUGUACUGUAAAAUGCUGAAGACCAUUCCCUGCAACCUGUUAUCUUAUAAACUAUUUCUUAUGACUAUGGACAUGAAGGACCAUUUAUGGUUUCCUGAUUAAAGUAAUGAGAUGUUAA